AUGGAUUUUUGUAAAGAACAUUGGGAACAACCUUUUACAUUUUAUUGUUCAACUUGUAAAGAGUUAAUUUGUAAUGAAUGUAUUGUUUCACAUCAAUCACACACGUUCUGUACCAUCAGUAAAAUGAGAGUGGAAGAGGAAAACAAUCGUUUCUAUAUGAAGAAUAUCGAAUAUCUUUGGAAACAAUUGAAAUGUACAGCAACUACAGUUGAAACACUCAGAAAAACAGAGUCAGAGAUUGCAGAGUUCUACAAAGAACUUCAUGAUCUUCUCAUUCAAGAGGAACAUAAGAUCAAGAAACAAGUUAUCUCAGAGGUUGACAAAGCAGCUAUGUUAAUUCUGGAUACUAUUAAAGAGAUACAAACAACAAAACAUGUCAUCGAAUCAAUGGGCCUGGAGAUAAAGUUUGAAACCAGUCAAGAAAGUAACAACAACAAUGAUGAUUCAUCUUUCAGUGAGCAGGUGGAGCAAAUGGUUACCGAAGAAAGUUCGUCUGACGAAAUUGCUAAUAUUAAAGUUAUCGAAGAAGAUAUCAAUAAACUGAUUGAUACAAUUGGUCAAUGUUCAAAUUUAAAAUCAUUUUUGAAAACUGAAUCAUUAUUUCCAAAGUCAGUUGGAGAGAGUGACAAACCAAUGGAUCAGAAGCAAUUAAUUGAAUGUAUGGGAUACAUUGCACAACUCAAACCAACUAUUUCAAUUCAAUUACCAAUUGAAUACGAAGUUAAGUUCUCUGAAGAAGCUAGAGAUAGCAUUGUUUCAAGUAUUCCUCAAUUAAACGAUCUAUAUGACAAGAACAGAAAGUUUUUGAUUAUUCAUAAGAGUGAUGGAUGGAUUAAGUUGGAUCUCUCAAACGAAUCUAUUGGCAAAGUUGGCACACCUACAAUUGGUAGCUAUUAUUCAUUAUCAGUAAAUGGACGUGAUUCACUGAUGGGUGCUAGCUCAUUAUACACGUUCCAAGAUAAUAAUUGGAAGACACAGUCUUUAAUUAAGUCAAUUUCGAAUAUUAUUAGUUCAUGUCACGAUUACGAGAAUAACAUUUUUUAUAUAUUUUAUUCAGAGCAGCUAAACUUCAAGUCUCCUUUGUAUUACCAUUUGUUGAAAUGGAAUAUUAAUGACAAGUCUUCAAAUGUUUCAACACUAAAAUUCACACCAAAAAGUAAUACUCAACCUGUAUUCGUUGACAAUUCAUUAUAUUUUUAUGAUAUUUCAACCAAACAAAUUCAUCUUUUGGAUCAAGAAAAAUACACAGUAGAUUUAUAUUAUUCAUUGGAGAAAGUGAUUUCAAGAAAACUUCAUGCAGCUGUCUAUGAUAAUAAUGGAUCAAUCUUUGUAUCAACAAAGAAAUCUAUUUAUAAGAUAUCAGUUAUCGAUAAAACAUGCACCAAAAUAUCAAAUCUUCCUUGUUUCAUUGAUAAAAAAACAACAAUUAAAAUGGUAUGUGUUAAUCAACCAAAUAGUCAUAUCAAAGGGGAUGUCAUUUAUAUUCUCAACGUAGAUCCAGAGGCAAUUCAUUGUUAUCAUAUAGAGUCUGAAUCAUGGCAUUUAAUUAAAUCUUCAAUCAAAAAUAUUCGUUCAAUUUCUGUAUCUUUCUGA
Heterostelium album PN500 is the source of this 1593-nucleotide messenger RNA. RefSeq names its product B-box zinc finger protein. Bases 1 to 1593 code for a protein of 530 amino acids. NCBI's taxonomy places the organism in Eukaryota, Evosea, Eumycetozoa, Acytosteliales, Acytosteliaceae. Gene Ontology annotation, molecular function: zinc ion binding. The transcript has a single exon. The record is from RefSeq and is a predicted model, not a curated record.